Messenger RNA from Mollisia scopiformis, 3934 nucleotides. RefSeq lists its product as uncharacterized. The record is from RefSeq and is a predicted model, not a curated record. NCBI's taxonomy places the organism in Eukaryota, Fungi, Ascomycota, Leotiomycetes, Helotiales, Mollisiaceae. The transcript has 5 exons. Gene Ontology annotation, molecular function: ATP-dependent chromatin remodeler activity; ATP binding. The coding region runs from base 53 to 3934 and encodes 1293 amino acids.
GCAAUCAUUCCCAAAAUUUGACUGCACGUCCGUUUUCAUUACCGCGACAACAAUGUCUGCUUCUCCAGAAACUGGUUCGGCAUGGUCGGAGCUUAAGCAGCGUCUCCCCCUGCCCGAUAAUGAUCUAGACAACCUUGAGAAAUGGAUAAAAAAUGAAUGGGAAACCAACUUGAGGGCUUUGUCUGACCUCAAAAGCGCUGAGGGCCGAGUUCAAUUGGGAAAAAGCUCGAAAGAUCUUGCUACCAAAAUCUAUAAUAUAUCAGCCCUAAUAAGCACUGCCAUUUCCAAGGAAGAUCUUGAAGAUAUUUUACGGCUGGGUCCAGUUCAACAAGCUCCAGUUACCCUUGAAACUGUGGUUGUACGGGUGCAACUUAAAGUAACUCAGAUCGGCCAAGAGAAAGAGUUUGCUGAAUUCUCGCUCAGCCGAUGUCUGCAAGACGGCAAGCUGGCAACGUUGCCAAAAAAUUAUGAUCACAAGUUGUUUUUGCGCGAGGCUGAAACACAUAUCAACGAAGCUAGAGCAGUUCCUUUAGAGUUCGCUCAUGGUACGCUCACAUAUUCACAAUGGAACAACGUCAAACAAAUCGCAAGGCAAACGCACUUUGAAGUUGCAAUCAGUCAUUUGUUCAAUAACAGAGGCGACGAUGAUACCAUAUUGUUUACUUUUCAGCCAGAGUCAGAGGCCCAGGAGAGAAACAGACUCAACGCAGAGAGAGCUAGCCAAAGACUAAAGGCCCCUGCGCCGGGAAGCGGUACAAAACGGCGGCUCACUGAAAGCCCAAAAGCAACGCAGCCCCAGAGCACCAGAACUAGGGUUGGACCUUCAAAAGAAUCAACGCCUCCUCCCCGGCGUCAAUCUCCUGUAUAUCCAUCUGACGACAAAGUCACUCCCACGGGGCAAUCUAAGAGAAUUCCAGGUGGACCAGGCAGCAUGACUGCCAAAGCAGGACCUACAUCGACGCCUUCGCUACAUGGGAGUGUUAGUUCAAGGAGCAGCAAUCCUUCAAAGGUCCCUAGGACAUCAUCAUCACCUUCAGGUGGUCCUAAGACCGUAGCACCAAAAGCAGUGAUCGAAAGUCCGGCCUCAAAACCCAUCGACAAGCCUGUCACCGCGCAGCCUCAAAAGACGACAAUUGCUGCGAAAAGCACACCGCCUUUAUCCUUCAACGCUACCGGUAAGAAGAUAGGUGGCUUGAUCAAGAGGGCCACUUCGAGAGCUGGAAACUCAAGUGUGCCAACCACUCCGACCGAAUCUCGAGGAGAGCGAGUAGGCUCUGAAGCCACCAUCAAUCCACCUCUGCGUACCUAUUCUGCUCAGCCUCAAGAUUCUUCUCUUGUCCGGCCAAGCACUGCUACAAAAGUAGGCGAGAACCUCAAACACGCUCUCGGGUCCUUGAGACAAACACUCGUACCGAACAAUUUGUCAGCUUCGACAACGCCCUUAGACAAAGACGAGUUGCGACGUGGAGAUGAACAGAUACCAGAACUUCGCACAUCUAAGCCUGCUACAGGAGAUGAUGCAGAUGAAGAAGUCGAAGAGGAACACCAGUUUAUAGAUGAAGAAGAUCAAGCCGAUUUCUCUGUUUCGCAACUUCAAAAUCUUCAAAAUAUGGACGAGCUUAUACAAAUGACCACUCCCACAGAUCCAUUCGAGAGAUGGCAAGCGUGCUGUCGACUAUUCCGUAUUGACUCCACGAAGACUGGAAUUAACGAGAGGGUCCCGGUCGCUGGUUUGAAGCACCCUCUCUAUCAAUACCAAGCUUUUGGCGUUUAUUGGCAAAUGGCAUACUCGAGAGAAAAUGGAGGUGGUUUCCUCGCAGAUGAGAUGGGUCUUGGCAAAACGCUUUCCUAUCUCGCUUUCAUCGUCGUUGAGCGUCAGCUCUCGGUUCUUUGGCGCGAAGUGCUUGAGAGUAGGCAAGCCGACGACGGGCGUCAUCUGCACAAAGCCCAGCAUAGAGAAGGAGAUAUCUGUCCGAGUCAGAGAGAUCAUUGGAUUGCAUGCCCAUGCACUAGUUCAAGUCCUGCUUCUUCAUGGCCGGCAAAAUAUGGGUUGAGAAUGGCUUGCGUGCCACCCUCGAUGGUACAAAGUUGGAAAGACCAGUUUAUAGAUCAUAUUGCACCACUGCCGGCGCUCGAUAUGAAGUUGAUAAUUGCGCACAAAGCUACUAGUAAUCUCGAUUCCUUCGAUGUUAACACGGUCCAUAAUACCAACUUGAUGAAAGCGGUCCAAAACCCGCUACCAAGUCAGAGAGUGAGAUACGAUGAGGAUGAAGCGGCCAUAAAUCAAGAUAGGAUUCUUGUUUUGACUACAUCGGAGUCGACUCAAAAGGCUAGUAAGCCAUGGCAAGAGAGAUUUCAGCACAAGGUUCAAAUGCGCGUUUACGACAAAAGCGAAGCAGGUAGGUGGUACGAAUUCAAGGCCCCUGGCUUGGUCUAUGGGAUCGCUAUGAUUGAUGAGUGCCAUGAGCACUAUCACAAAGAAAAGGGAAGAUCGGGCGUUCUAGCCAAUCUCCCUCAGGAAAACCACCCUUUUCUCUGGGGAUAUUCGGGAACACCCUUUACCCAAACACCAAGGGGCUUAGAAGGAGUGCUGUGGGCCAUUGAGAAAUUAUGGCCCAAAGAUCCCAAAUUCGAUCCCAAGCGGACUGCAUGGGAACAAAAUUUGCACACGACCGAUCAACGGCAAUUGCAUCGCUUUACCUGGAAGAAGCUCGAUGCAAUUUGCAAGUCUUUCGAGAGGCAUCUUAAAGAUACAAAGCCUGAAAAAACAACUCUUGACGAGAUCUUUCAAAGAUUUAAACCGUUUUUAACGACUUUCAUGAUUCGCCGAAAUGCGGAUACUCUUUGGUUCGGACAUCCUCUGUUAAAAUUGAACCCUCACGAACAUACCGACAUCACUCUAGAACAUAAUUUGAAAUAUGACGAUGAUAUCGCACAAUUGCGCACAGUCAUUCAAGCCGAGAUAGCAAAGAAGGUCGAAGAGCUUCAAUCAACCUGGGACAAUGCGGAUCCAAGAAAGCGAGACCCAAAGCGCCCAACCAAGCUUAGCUUCAAUAGCGCCUGCAGUGUCCAGUGGAGACUUCGAAUCAUGGCUACUUUCCCAGCCUUAGUCCCAUAUGCAGCAAAAGAACACCCCGAAUAUCUUGAACUUACCGCCAAAGAAUGCUUCAAGUUUAGACGCAGUGGCUUGAUGCAAAGUCCUUACAAGCACUUCAGAGAAAUAUGCGAAGCAAGCCCAAAAUGCAUGGAGCUCUACAGAAUAAUCGAUGAUAUGUGCAACAGCGCGGACUAUGAAGGCAAAGAGCACAAAUUGGUGAUCAUGAGCGAGUUCAACCCUGUAGUGCUCCUUUUGCAGCUUUUCAUUCAACAUCUCGUAACUGGCAAAAAGAAUCGUGUAGGCGUCGUCACUGCUGACAUGAAGCUUAAAGACCGCACUGCGGUGAUCGAAGCUUUCACUGACGCGAUGGAUGAUAAAGGCGAGCGAAAACACAAGGACAAUUUCCAAUUUCUCAUCGGCACCACCCGUCUCAUUGGUACAGGUCUGCAACUCACUCGAGCCGCUGCCGUGGUGAUGAUGGAGCCGCAGUAUGAAUUCUUCCGCGAAGUUCAAGGGUAUGCUCGAGUACAUCGCAUUGGACAGAGAAACCCAAAGUCUUUCUCAUACCGGCUCAUUGACGAGGGCAGUGAGGUGGAAACCAGUAUCUUGAAGCGACAAGCAGAUCGCAAUGAGUUCGCCGGAAAGGCUACUGAUGGUGAUGGUGCCGGUCUCGAACAGAUGGAUGUCAAAAGUACCGCAGAGUCACAGCGAGACAUCUCAAUGACGGGUCUCAGUGGAUCCGAGGUGAGUGACGAGUCGAGAAUAAGUGAUCAAAUGUCCGGCGUCAACCUCGGAGCAACAACUUCUGUAUGGAAUGACGAUGACUAUUCUAAAUGA